Molecule: messenger RNA, 1062 nt
Organism: Macrosiphum euphorbiae (potato aphid)
Lineage: Eukaryota; Metazoa; Arthropoda; Insecta; Hemiptera; Aphididae
Source: the annotation of a GenBank genome assembly
AUGAAGCGCUUAAAAACCAUUGUGUUCAUUGUGACGGUAUUCACCACGUCUGUGGUUGCCGAUAGAAAGUUGCACGCCGAAUUCAAUCCGGGAUAUGCCAUUAUUCAAGUGAACUAUACUACAGAACGGGCCAACGACAUAAAGUUUACAGAGCCUCCGCUGUAUACGUUUGCAUCUGUCUUCAAUAAUUUGUAUGAGUUCAAUGAUGUAAAUGAUACAGCAAAUAUGAAAAAUGGCGAUAAUUUCAAAAAAAUGGAUUUCAAGAAUUUUAAAUGGAAUAUAACUCAAUCAAUAAACAAUAAUAACGAAUCUGUAGAGAUUGUUCUAUCUGCUAAUUCAUAUAGAGGGCCGGGCAUUAACAAAACUGGUAUUGUAUCUAUUACGUUAAAAGUAUGUGGGAAAAAAGGUACCGGAUUUAAGUUGCCGCAUCUUGUUCAUACUCCUGAAUCUGGAGAGCUAACACUUACACUUAAUAAUUUGAAUACAAAUUUUACGAAAUCACGCUUUGCAGUUGAGUUACUUACUAGUAGCUCUUUUCCAUUCAAUAAGUCUGAAGAAUUAUUAAGCAAUACAUUUUCAGAUGAUAAACUCUCUGGUGGAACAUUUUUAAACUAUUUGUUGAAUGCAAAAGGAGAUGUGGAAGGAGGUGGUUUUCUAAGUUGGAAACCAGUAAUAUAUAAAGCAGAAAAUACACAUGCAUUGAAUUCUUCUUCCACAAUUCAGUAUGAUGUUCAUGAUCAUCCCUUUGAAAAUGACUGGAUUAACACUCCUUUAUAUAACAUGUACGGGAAUUCAUUAUUUGGUAACAAUUCUCAGCUUCUUUUGAAGUCAAUAAAUGUAUCUUUUGGACAGCCCAAUGAUGAAUUUUAUGCAAAAUCUAAUUAUACUUAUUGGACCUUUUUAGUAGGAAUAGGUGCACCUCCCCAAACAAUUUUGGGUUUUCUUGAGUUGUCAAUUAUCGCUAGCCUUCUACUACUGUUGACUAUAACUAUGAUUCUUAUAUUUUGUAUUUUUAUGCGUUGGAUGUCUAGUAAACGUAACUCCAUAAUUUAUGGUAAAUAA